AUAAAGCGUUGAAAGUGGAAGUAGGACAGUUGGCGUGGCUAAUUUGUUUAUCAACAAAAUAAAAAUGCCUCUGAAACAUAUUCCAAAAGUGUUGUCACCAGAUUUGCUUCAUGUUCUGAGUUCUAUGGGUCAUGGAGAUGAAAUAGUUUUGGCUGAUGCUCACUUCCCAACAUCGUCGGUUUGUCGCAGUGGACCCAAAGAAGUUCGUGCUGAUGGACUGGACAUUCCCACAUUACUUAAAGGAAUCAUGAAACUUCUGCCUCUUGAUGCAUAUGUUCCUGCUCCUGUUGCCGUCAUGGAGCUGGUGGAUUCGGACAAAGCCAAGAAUAUGCCAACCCCAAUCUGGCAUACAUACCAGCAGAUUGUUGAUGCUGCAGAAGGGAAGAAUAGAGACUGCACAAUAUGGCAAUAUCAUUCUGAAGAAGGGAAUCAUCGUGCCAUCAGAUUAAACACCACUGACUGUUCCAGUCUGUAUUGUUUGAGAAAGUGUACAGGAAAGAUCGCUUGCUGCUACUUAGUACUAGUAGUGUUAUGUGGUGGCUGUAGAUUUCCUCCCUCCCUAAAUUCCACCCCACCUCUUAUCGCACCCUUCGUCCAGUUCUCUUAUCAAAAUAACCAUACAUGUAUAUUAAGCACCAAGUAGCUGUAGUUUCAAAUGUGCUGAGAUAUAUUAUUAAACAAACAUUCCAAUCUAUUAAAAAGAGUGCAAUAUUUAAGUAAUAAGUCUAAUAACAAAUAUGAAUUAAUAUGUUAAACAACUUUGUUCUCAAAUACAAGGAAUGAAUUCAUGCUUCAAUUUAUUAUUGUACUUUGAUCAGUGGUUAUUACAAAUCUAUACACUAUUUGUGUUAAGUAAAUGUUUUAAUAUUUUUGUGUAUUUACAUCUUACAAUUUUAAAAUUAAAAUUAUGUUUACAUAUACUAAAACGAUAUUAUACAAUGUAUAGUAUAUUUAUGUAUUUUUUCAUGUUAUUCUUUAUUAUCGAGAUGUAAACUGUUGGUGAAUAACGACGCAUUUUGAAAUAUUAAACAUUUUGAAAGUU
This is a messenger RNA of Gigantopelta aegis, 1042 nucleotides long. RefSeq names its product fucose mutarotase-like. Gene Ontology annotation, biological process: fucose metabolic process. Gene Ontology annotation, molecular function: racemase and epimerase activity, acting on carbohydrates and derivatives; fucose binding. The record is from RefSeq and is a predicted model, not a curated record. Lineage: Eukaryota; Metazoa; Mollusca; Gastropoda; Neomphalida; Peltospiridae. Bases 65 to 643 code for a protein of 192 amino acids. The transcript has 5 exons.